Fundulus heteroclitus (mummichog) is the source of this 2034-nucleotide messenger RNA. RefSeq names its product zinc finger BED domain-containing protein 1-like. The coding region runs from base 56 to 1585 and encodes 509 amino acids. The record is from RefSeq and is a predicted model, not a curated record. Gene Ontology annotation, molecular function: protein dimerization activity. The transcript has 2 exons. NCBI's taxonomy places the organism in Eukaryota, Metazoa, Chordata, Actinopteri, Cyprinodontiformes, Fundulidae.
CGGCGCAAAGUGGCGCGCGCUCACAGACAGCGUAGUUCAUUUAAUUGCUAAAGAGAUGCUCCCAUUUAAUAUUGUAGAAAAGCCGGCAUUUCGAAAAAUGUUGCAGACAUUUGAUAGACAGUAUGAACUCCCCAGGAAAACAUACAUAUCACAAACGGCAAUUCCACAACUGUACAGCAGUAUUAAAGAGGACAUACUGAAGGAGAUACAAGACAUUUCAUUUUUCUCUGCUACGUCGGAUAUGUGGUCAAGUUCAAAUAUGACCCCUUAUAUGAGCUUGACCAUUCACUAUAUAGCUGCUGACUGGACUCUGCACUCUAAAUGUUUAGAGACCAGAUAUGUCCCAGAUAACCACACUGCUGACACCCUGGGAGAAAACCUGAAAUCUGCUUUAGCAGACUGGGGACUGGAUGAGGACAAACUGGUCUGCAUUACAACAGACAACGGUGCUAACAUUGUUGCUGCAAUAAGAAAUCUUGGCUGGCAGUGGCUCAACUGCUUUGGCCACAACCUCCACCUUGCUGUUUCCCAUGGUCUAGACAGUGACAAAGAACGGACAGCACGUGCCAUAGGACUCUGUAAAAGUCUGGUAAACACUUUCAACCUGAGCUUCCUUAAAAAGAGAGACCUGAGGAAGGCACAGAAUGAAGCUAAUCUCCCUCAGCACAAUCUCAUUCUGGAUGUUGUCACACGAUGGGGCACUAAACAGAAGAUGAUUGAAAGGGUGUUGGAGCAACUUCCAGCCAUUAGACGAGUCCUGGUUCAUGACAGAAAGCACAGCCAUCUCAAUCCAACCUGGCAGGAUGUUUCGGUGUUGGAGUCCAUCAACGCAGCUAUGAAACCACUGGCUGACUUUACAGAUGUCCUUUCAGGAGAAACAUACGUCACAGUGUCCUCUGUUAAGCCUGUGCUAGAACUGAUUAACGGCGACCUUCUCUCUUCAGGCCCUGAUGACAGCACACUGACUGCCAGUAUUAAAAAUAACAUAUCCACGAUACUGACUGGAAAAUACAGCUCACCUGCCAUCCAAGACCUCCUGACAAAAGCAACCAUCUUGGAUCCAAGGUACCGUGGCAGCAUGGAGGAGGCUGGAUCAUUGGAUGACGUCAAACAUCAGCUGGUGCAAGAGCUACUGGACUUAAAAGAGCCAGAAGUAAGUGAAGAAGGUGUAAGUGGUGAGGCUUCUAGCCAAGCUGGUGGAGGAACCAAAGAUGAACCUACAGCUGCCCCACUCACCAAGAAGAAGAGGCUAAGUGACCUUCUUCAAAACAGAAGAGCUGAACGCACAGUUCAGACACAGACUACAUAUCCAAAAAGAGAGCAGGCUGAUGCUGAACUUACAAAGUUCCUUCAAGAAGAUGCUAUUGAUGCCUCUUGUGAUCCCUUGAUGUGGUGGUGUGACAAUCAAAAAAGAUAUCCUUUGAUGGCAAACUUGGCCAAAAAAUACAUGUGUAUUUGUGCAACAAGCACCAGUUCAGAGAGAAUGUUUAGUACAGCUGGACACAUUGCUACUCCUGAGAGAUCCUGUCUUAAGCCACACAAACUUAACAUGUUGGUAUUUCUUGCUCGGAAUCUGUCUGACUAAAGUAGCUACAGAUCUGCUUAAAGAUUUUUGAGGCAUCUGGUCUUAUUUAAGAAUCUGCUUUUUGUUACUUUGCAUUUUUUUAAUAAAAUGGCAGUUUUGCCUAUCUUUUGAUAUACAGACUUCAUUAUCUGUACUCUUUUGGUUGAAUGUAGUUUUUAUUUCCACCAUGGUUUUAUCUUGUGUUUAGUUUGUAUUCAAGUGUAUUUUUAGUUAACAGAGACUGAGAGUCCAUUUGAUUUUUAUUUCUCGUUUUAUUUUGUUAACCAGUUCCAGUGUUAAGUGUUCUGUUGAAAAUAAAGUGUGAUUAUCUUUGGCAGGAAAUCGCAUGCAUUAUUAAGUUAGGGUUAUUUCCAUUAAAUCAGUGUAAAAAGGUCUUCAAACAAUAUUAUCGUUUAUCGCAAUAAUUUCUGAGACAAUUAAUCGUUCAGCAAAAUUUGUUAUCGUGACAG